AUGGCAUCAGAGCUGGCAAUGAGCAACUCCGACCUGCCCACCAGUCCCCUGGCCAUGGAAUAUGUUAAUGACUUCGAUCUGAUGAAGUUUGAAGUGAAAAAGGAGCCGGUCGAGCCCGAUCGCACCAUCAGCCAGUGCAGCCGCCUCAUCGCCGGGGGAUCCUUGUCUUCCACGCCGAUGAGCACGCCCUGCAGCUCUGUGCCCCCCUCCCCGAGCUUCUCGGCGCCCAGUCCGGGCUCGGGGAGCGAGCAGAAGACACACAUAGAGGACUUCUACUGGAUGUCCGGUUACCAACAGCAGCUCAAUCCAGAGGCGCUGGGCUUCAGCCCCGAGGACGCGGUCGAAGCGCUCAUCAACAGCAGCCACCAGCUCCAGUCGUUCGAUGGCUACGCCAGGGGCCAGCAGUUCACAGGCGCAGCCGGCCCGGGAGGCGCCAUGGCCGGGGAGGAGAUGGGCUCCGCCGCGGCGGUAGUGUCGGCGGUCAUCGCGGCGGCCGCCGCUCAAAACGGGGCUCAGCACCACCACCACCAUCACCACCACAACCACAGCGGGACCGGGGGAGGAGGAGGGGGCGGCGGAGGUGGCGGCGGCCACCACCACCACCACCAGGCGCCCGGCGUCCAGUCCAACGGCGUCUCCGGGACAAAUCAUCACCCGCACAUGCGCCUGGACGACCGAUUCUCUGACGAACAGCUGGUCACCAUGUCCGUGCGGGAGCUCAACCGGCAGCUCCGAGGGGUCAGCAAGGAAGAAGUGAUCCGACUCAAGCAGAAGAGGAGGACCCUCAAGAACCGAGGCUACGCGCAGUCGUGUCGCUUCAAGCGCGUCCAACAACGGCACGUCCUGGAGGGCGAAAAGACGCAACUGGUGCAGCAAGUGGAGCACCUCAAGCAGGAGAUCUCCAGGCUGGUCCGGGAGAGGGACGCGUACAAAGAAAAGUAUGAGAAGCUCAUCGGCAACGGCUUCAGAGAAAGUGGCUCGAGCAGCGACAACAACCCGUCGUCUCCGGAGUUUUUCAUGUCAUCCAGAAAAUUCCUCCAUCUGUGA
Messenger RNA from Nerophis lumbriciformis (worm pipefish), 1047 nucleotides. Lineage: Eukaryota; Metazoa; Chordata; Actinopteri; Syngnathiformes; Syngnathidae. The record is from RefSeq and is a predicted model, not a curated record.